GGGCAGAGUAUCAGGUGCAGGGUGGUGGCCCAGCCCCAGCAGGAGGGUCCCUGGUAGAGCACAGGGCACCAGGAGGAGCCUCAACAUUUCCGGCGUGUCUGAGUCCUCACUGGCUCUAUAAAGUGCUGCACCCAUGGGUCCCACAUCAGGCACAGCAAGGGACGCUCUGCAGCAGUCUAGCCCAGCUCCCACGGCUCACCACCACUCAGUGGGACCAUGAGAUCCUCCACAGCUGCACUUGCUGUGCUUUUUGUGGCUGUCCUCUGCUACCAGGUCUCGUCAUCUCCACUUUCUCUCCGCUAUUUUAGUCCCUGCUGCCAACAGUACAGCACCAAACCGCUGCCCCCAAGACUUGCAGUGAAGUAUGAGUACACAGACAGCCACUGCUUGCAGCCAGCUGUGAUAUUUACAACAGCUCGAGGCAAAAAGGUCUGUGGCAAUCCUGAUGAUAAGUGGGUCCAGAACAUCGUGAAUCAGCUAAAGGCCAAGCAGGCAGUGGCUGAGCAACCAUCACCUCCGUGAAGACCUCCUCUCAUGGGUACCACCGAGACACAUCUCUUUUUUCUUCUUGCCUGUGAGCUUGGCAGGCUGUUUAACACAGUGUUUAGCUCUUUUAUUUAAGUUUAUUUGUAAUUUAUUGGACAUUUUCCAUGCAGGUUUUCAUUCUGAUUUGUAUGGUGAAGUUAUUUUGUGUAAUAAAAAGGAGCAAAUCCUACAGCUUCUCCUCACUGCCUCUCAGGAUGCUUCAUGGAGGCUCUGGUGGGCAGUAGUGGCUGGAAG
Molecule: messenger RNA, 780 nt
Organism: Pogoniulus pusillus (Red-fronted tinkerbird)
Lineage: Eukaryota; Metazoa; Chordata; Aves; Piciformes; Lybiidae
Product: C-C motif chemokine 5-like
Exons: 4
Coding region: 217-522 (101 amino acids)
Biological process (GO): immune response
Cellular component (GO): extracellular region
Molecular function (GO): chemokine activity
Source: RefSeq, a predicted model, not a curated record